AUGCCCGCCCACUUGACCGCCGUCUACACAUCGCCAACUGCGACCAACACCUUCUCGUCCCCGCUCUCAUCCGCCCCCACCGAAGCCAGCUCGUCACAGGAAAAGUCGCAAUAUCUCGCUCACCUGCGCGACAACGUCUCUCAAAUGCAACACGACAUCAACCAAUUCUUGACCAAAAAGAUGGAAGAGGACAAGGCUGCCACCGACGCUCCUGCUGCGUCAAACGACGAAGACAUGGAAGAGCAGAUGUACGGAGAGGAAGUCGUCGAUGAGGCCUGA
Aureobasidium pullulans EXF-150 is the source of this 279-nucleotide messenger RNA. RefSeq lists its product as uncharacterized. The coding region runs from base 1 to 279 and encodes 92 amino acids. NCBI's taxonomy places the organism in Eukaryota, Fungi, Ascomycota, Dothideomycetes, Dothideales, Saccotheciaceae. The record is from RefSeq and is a predicted model, not a curated record. The transcript has a single exon.